Gavialis gangeticus (Gharial) is the source of this 3734-nucleotide messenger RNA. RefSeq names its product CDP-diacylglycerol synthase 1 (gene CDS1). NCBI's taxonomy places the organism in Eukaryota, Metazoa, Chordata, Crocodylia, Gavialidae. The record is from RefSeq and is a predicted model, not a curated record. The annotation marks the transcript as partial. The transcript is spliced from 12 exons. Gene Ontology annotation, cellular component: endoplasmic reticulum membrane. Gene Ontology annotation, molecular function: phosphatidate cytidylyltransferase activity.
AUAAUAGUCAUAUGUGUUUUUUCUCUUUUUUUUUUGUCACAGGAGGUGGAUGUGGAUGACAGAUUUGGAGAUUUAGAUCUCAGAAAUGAUUCAGAUAUUCCUGAAGUUCCCCCAUCAACAGACAGCACUCCAGAAAUACUCAAAAGAGCUCUUUCUGGCGUAUCUGCAAGAUGGAAAAACUGGUGGAUUCGUGGAAUCUUAACUCUACUUAUGAUUUUGUUGUUUUUCCUCAUCAUAUACCUGGGAUCUUUCAUGCUGAUGCUUCUUGUCUUGAGCAUCCAAGUAAAGUGUUUCCAUGAAAUCAUUACAAUAGGCUACAGAGUCUAUCAUUCCUAUGAUUUACCAUGGUUUAGAACCCUAAGCUGGUACUUUUUGCUGUGUGUAAACUACUUUUUCUAUGGAGAGACAGUGGCAGAUUACUUUGCUACAUUUGUUCAAAGAAGAGAGCAACUUCAGUUUCUAAUUCGCUACCACAGGUUUAUAUCUUUUGCCCUCUACUUGACAGGUUUCUGCAUGUUUGUACUGAGUUUAGUGAAGAGACAAUAUCGUCUACAGUUUUACAUGUUCGCAUGGACUCAUGUCACUUUGCUGAUCACUGUAACUCAAUCUCAUCUUGUCAUCCAAAAUCUGUUUGAAGGCAUGAUCUGGUUUCUGGUACCAAUCUCAAGUGUUAUCUGCAAUGAUAUUACUGCUUACAUUUUCGGCUUCUUCUUUGGGAGAACUCCAUUAAUUAAGUUGUCUCCUAAAAAGACCUGGGAAGGGUUCAUUGGAGGUUUCUUCUCUACUGUUGUGUUUGGAUUUAUAUUUUCCUAUCUUUUGGCUCAACAUGAGUAUUUUGUAUGUCCAGUGGAAUACAACAGUGAAACAAACAGAUUUGUUACAGAGUGUGAACCUUCAGAACUCUUCCAGCUACAGAAAUACUCUGUGCCACCACUGCUGAAGACUGUGUUGAGAUGGGAAACAGUGAACAUGUACCCAUUUCAAAUGCACAGCAUUGCUUUGUCAACAUUUGCUUCCUUAAUUGGGCCAUUUGGAGGCUUUUUUGCUAGUGGAUUCAAAAGAGCUUUCAAAAUCAAGGAUUUUGCAGACACUAUUCCUGGCCAUGGUGGAAUAAUGGAUCGUUUUGAUUGUCAGUAUUUGAUGGCUACUUUUGUUCAUGUGUAUAUCACCAGUUUCAUAAGGGGCCCAAAUCCUAGCAAAUUGUUGAAACAGCUAUUGGUACUUCAGCCAGAACAACAACUAAAUGUAUAUAAAACCCUGAAAUCUCAUCUCGUAGAAAAAGGGAUCCUUCAACCAUCAACGAAGGGAUAGUGAGACGGAAUGGAGGACUACAGGAAAAUGGCUAGAAAGGCCCUCAUGGGAAUACAGGUGUUCACAUUGAUAGUGGCUGAACAUGUAGUCUUGAAGACAUGAAUGUUUUUUUCCCCCUGAAAUUACUGUGAAUAUUUAGUAAGACAUUUAAAAUUUGUUACCUAUUCUAUGACAGUGACAUUGCUUGCAAAAUAACUAAACAUUUAAUGAGCAUUUUAGUUUCUGAAGUUGACUGUACUCAUACCAUCAGGUAUAUACAUAGAUAAAUGCCCUCUUUCAGCAUCUAGCCAGAUGGGCUCAAUAGUUUUAAAAAUAAUUUGCAUUCUAAAUUACAGUAACUAAUAUGAAGAGAUGUUAAGGCUCUACUGGAACUGUGCAAUUUACAAAGCAAAUGUUAAUGUAAUUUAUCAGUACUGGGCUUGCUUUUAAUGCAAGUUUUAUGGUACUGUGUAGCUUAGCAAUAGUUGGCAUAUUUUUAUGUGAAAUGGUUAUUGAGGGAUAAUUGGGAUGAGAUGCUAUUUUAUCCAUUGAGCUACUGAGUGUAUUGUUUUCAAGAAAAAAAAAAUCUCCUGGAUACUGGUGAGGAAACUGAGGCUGUCACCAAGACUUAGUCUACAUUACAAAGUUCUGCUGGUGGGGCUGUUGUCAACUAAGAAUGCAAAGAGAUCAUGUCCCUGCCUGACACCGCCAUGCCAACAACCCCUGGUAUGGACACAGUUUUGCCAGUAGAAGGUGACUUUUCCUGGCUAAGCUUUUGCUAUUUAGGGAGCAGCUAUAAAUGUAGUGGGAGAAAAACUCUUUCUUCUGGGAUAUGCUGUGUGCAUGCCAGGGGCUGCUUUGGGGGCAGCUGUGGUUGCUUUCUUGCUGUAAUGAAAAUAGCAGCUUCUGCCAAAUGUAGACAAGCUCUCAAACAGUUACUGUUGGUUUUCUAACGUUGUUUAUUAAAAAUGACUAAGUUUAGCUCAGUUUUUAGUUAUAUUUCUUGAAACUUUUUUUCUAAUGAAACCAAUUCAUAUUAAUAAAAUAGACGUGCCUGGACUAUGUCACUGACUUUUGGGUACAAAACAUAGAAGCAGAUAUACAUAUAGUCAGAACUACAGUGCAGAUUAUACAAACAAUAUGGGGGUCCUGCAGCUUAGUGAUUUUACACUUCAGGCCUUAGUUCCAAGGCUGGGUCACUGUCUGGAGUGAGUUCAUGUUAACCUUACUGUUUGUGCCUCAGUUUCCUCAUCUGUAAAAUUGGUGGUAUUUCCCUCUGCUGUAAAGUGCUUUGAGAUCCUUGGAUGAAAAGUGCAAUAUCAGUACUAGUUUUUACCCUUUAUUAUUCCCUUGAAAGUAGUAACUUUUGUCUGACCAACCUAAUAGCUUGGGGUUGAGAUGGCACAUCCUUUUCCCACUGCCUCUUACCACCAGUUAAGUAACUGUUAGCAUCUCAAAUAAUGUGGGCAAAAUGUGAGGAUUCAGUUGAGAAAAAAAUACCUUACAGAAAGUUUCUGUCCUGUAGACGUAGUGAAGUAAAUGUGAGAAAGUUAACACAUGAAUAAUUCUCCAUUUUUGCUGUUUACUGAUCUCCUUUUACAUACUAUUCCUUUUAUUGUGUGGUGAUAAACUUAUUGAAACUGAAAAUAGAUAUACAUGUGUUUUGAAUAAAUGCAUAUUAUUCCUUAAUGACCAAAAGUACAUGAAUGCCAAAGUUUCUUUUGGUGUCCUGAAGACUGUAACUUGAUACAAUUUAAUUUCCUAAAAAUCUAAUGCAAAUAGGCUUUUCUUGCAUUGUGCACUGACUCUAACCCUUCACAGAUAUAAAUAAAGGUGAAAUCUACAAGUUGCUUGAUGCUACAUAAAACCAUGUAGAAAGCAAGUAGGACUGCUAAUAGGCUGUUUGCUUGUAAAAUUCAAGAGUUUUUGUUUACAUCAGAUCAGAAUCUGAGACCACUGUAUAUUCUGUUUUGGGACUCCACACUAUUAUUGUAUUAGGCCAGGAUACUGUGUAUAUAAUCUGUAUAUAGUAAAAUAGUUUAUACAUUGUUAUAAAAGGGAUAUACAGCAUAUGUUCUAAUUCUAAAAGCCUUUCCUCAUGCGUACAGUAGUGUAAGUGCACAGCUGAGGGAAUUACACUGUACUUUCUAUACCCUACUCAAAGUAUAGAACUUCUGUCAAAAGACUGUUUUAGAGAAGAAUGACAGCUUUAAAUCAUAUUACUCCAGGUCGUCUUCCACAACUGUGCUUACAGGUGUUCAGUAGAUAUAUAUACUGAAACCAGGUGUAAGUAGGACAAAAUGCAACAGAACUUGAAGUUUAAAGGGUAGCAUAGACAAAAAUAUGAGACAGAAAGUUGCUUGGAAGUAAGUCAAUUUUAUGAAAGACAGAAAUAGAGAGGAAGCGGGAGAGGAUGACCAAAAUCAUUCAUGCAGAAUAAACAU